UUUACUUUCUACCAUAACAACCUCUUGUGAUGUCUUUUACAUGACCUAACUGACCGUUUACGAAAUAUUUCACAUUUACAUUGGAGGUUGUCGCACAAGCCCUCCAAUAUCCCUAACUCCAAAAUGUCGAAGACCAGUGAAUCUCGACCACCAGGCCAAGAACCAGUCAUCCCAGAAACCGUACUGGACGUGCCGUCGCAGAGAUUGUACUAUCUUAGUCUCGGGCUACUAUGUCAGGCGAUCAAAGUAUUCGAUUUCUUUCAACAUCUCUUUCUUGGAGAACCUUCCAAUAGCUCCGCCUAUACGCGCAAAUGGAUCCUAGUCGACUCAUUAUAUUGCUCUAUACUUGCCGGUCUUCGAAUACCACGGCUACGGUACACAAAAUCUCUCGUGAUCCUACAGAUUGUCUCGCUAUGCUUGCUGGAUUCGUUUCUUUUUGGUAGUAUUACCCUGAAUCUGGGUAUUGGAGGAAGUUGGAAGGUCUCUCCAGGAGUUGGACUUCCAGGGAGGAGUGCUCUUCCAUCCACAGGACAAGCCUUCCAUUUUACCGACCUUAUUCCUAGCUUUGGGCUCAGCGGCCUAAUAUCAUCAGGUGGCAAGGAUGGACACUUACUCGGCCAACACACCGUGCGAAUGUCACCAAUCAGUACUGGCCAGUUGAAUCCCUACCUCAAUACAUACUGCAUCGCAAGUCCAGGCCAGAGUGUUCUCAUUCCUGUCCUUCUGAACAAUACCAACCCUGUCAACAUUCGAUAUACCUUAACGCCUCUUGGUUAUGGUGCAGAGUCUACGGAUAAAGACAAACCCAAGAAUGGCGUUGUAGGGAAGAUCGACAGGGUAGAGUUGUCUGCCAAGGACUUGAAGGCUAUUGAACAAGCCCGACUGGAGACUUUGCAAGUUGCCAAAGUUGCCUCUGCCGUCAAACGUAAUACGGAAGACUACGACGAGUAUGAUGACGAUGAAGAAGAAGAGAAAACCACACCUGACCUUUCGUCUGGCUUCUCGCUUCAGAAGACGCAAUCCAUGGUACACAUCCGACUCAAUAAACCUGGCGUUUUGCGCCUUGAACGGGUGAUGGACAGUUCCGGUGUCGAAGCUCGACUGGUCUCUUAUACCGACCUUACCAUCGCACCAUGUCCUCGCGCAGAGUUUGCCGGUGAUGGUACCUUGGCUUCGGGAGAUGACCUUCGAUGCGCCCCAUCCACCCUUGGAGCUGGAGGCGGCGAAGAGAUCCCACUCAAGAUCAACGUCUACGGCGUCCCUCCGCUCAGUCUGCGUUGGCUCAAGGAGGUCAAUGGAAAGACGGAACCUUUCAUGGUCGAAGGUGUCGAAAGCGACGCUCAUAUACAUGCCCAUUCACACGAUGAAGGAAGGAGGGUGGCGAAUGCUGGUCUCAGAGCACCGGAACAGCUUUCCAUCCCACUUACAAUGACACUGGAUGCGCUAGGGACCCAUUCAUAUGUCUUGGAAUCGGUGACAGAUGCUCUUGGAAACACUGUGGCUGCAGGAUCACAUGCCCCAGGUGAUCCCUCCAAAAUUACUCGGUCGACUACUGUCCUUCGUCGACCAGCUGUAUCAUUCAAGGGAUGUGGACCAGGCAACCCCGCACCCCUACUCAUUGGUUCUGAGACUUUUUUGACUAUAUCUGCCAAGGACUCCGACGUGCAGGAUGCUCCAUGGGACAUCACCGUGAAGUAUCGCCCAACUGCUACUGAAGAACAGGCGAAGAGCUCCAAGAAGCUCAAACCUUGGACGCAGAAAUUCACCACAGAGGAUGAGCGAAAGGAGCUGCUCCUACGCACGAGCGCUCCCGGUGAAUAUAUGAUUCUUGGCAUCAAGGGUCGCUAUUGUGAAGGGGACGUUCUGAGUCCUGAGACAUGCAAAGUGGUUGAGAAACCUUUACCGACUGCAGAAAUCGAGUGGAAGAAGAUACACGAGUGCUCCGGUGACAUUGGUGUCUCCGCAUCCCUCGUCCUCCAUGGUACCCCUCCAUUCCAGGUCUACUAUAGUAUGAAAAAGGACAACGAACCCGCCCGAGACCUUGUCAAGACUUUCGCAACCUCCCGAGGUGAUCUCACCAUUCAACCCGAGCGUAGUGGCCACUACACUUUCACCUUCCUACAGCUCAGUGAUGCAAAUUACAAGAAAGUUGCAUUGAAAGGACCGAGCAUUGAUCAAGUUGUACAUCCUCCUGCUUCAGCCGACUUUGCUCGUCUGCCAGGACCUGGAGGAAGAGCUAAGAGGAAGAUCAGUAGUUGCUCUGGAAAUACCGUUGACGUCAACGUUGAACUGCGGGGGACUGGUCCUUGGAACCUCGAUGUCCAAGUUGUUGGUCCGAAGGGCUCUGAUAUCGUUCGUGUUGAGAACAUCACUACACCUCAGAAGACGAUUCAAGUCCCCGUACCUCCUACUAUUGACAGAGAUGGCGGGUCCUUCGAGAUUGAUCUUGUGAGCAUUGAGGAUGCAUAUGGUUGCAAACGGUCACUCUCAGUCCCCGGUAUCACCGUUAACGUUCGGAGAGUCAAGCCUAUCGCUAAAUUCUAUGGCACGAAGGAGAUGCGGCGCACAACAAUCUUGGAAGGCGAAAAAGCUCACCUACCCUUACGGCUCACUGGUGACGGCCCCUGGAGACUCAAAUACAGACUCACUGAACAACCUGACCGUAUUCGCACCGCGACCCUAUAUAAUCCCAAUGAUGAGCUUUUAGUCUCGGAGAAGGGUGUCUACGAGAUCAUUGAGAUUGCGGACUCACAGUGCCCAGGGUCGGUCGUAUCAGAAGCUUCAACAUACCAAGUGGAUUGGGUUCCAAGGCCGGUUGCCAAGUUAUCCUCUGAGGUGCAGGCAACGUAUGAACCCCACAACGGAUCCCACAUCUUGCCUGCUAUAUGUGAAGGCUUGCCUGACCACGUCGAUCUCGAUUUGACUGGUGAGUAUGUCUUGAUGUGCGGCUCCCCAGAUGCUCAUUCUCUUGUAGGUAAACCACCAUUCCAGAUCAUGUACAACAUCGCAAAAGACGCCGAGAAUGGCGGUACCAAGAUUCUCGAUCAGCCCACCUUCAGCAGCAUCCAACCCCGAACGAGGUUCCAGCUUCGCACUGGAGAAGCAGGCCGAAUCUAUUACGAAGUCAAGCAAAUUGGUGAUGCCUCGUACCCACUUGCUAAGAACAAGCAGGCAAUUAUUCCUCGCUCAGAACGUCUGCUCUUUGAACAGCAGGUCCUUAUGCGUCCUUCUGCUCGGUUCAAGACGAACAAUAGGAUAUCAUAUUGCAUGAACGACGCGCUUACACCUCACACACCUCACGAUAUCAGUAGCGCGGAUGGUGUCAUCUUAUUGGAAGGCACGCCUCCUUUCAGGUUGGCCGUCUCGAUCUGGAACCGAGCUGCAAGUGAAACGCACAAGGAGAUCCUUGAGCUCAACGAUCAUGUGUGGAGGUUGAAUCUUGCAAACUAUACAUUCAAAUCGAUCGGUCCUCAUUUAGUUACUAUCGAGUCCAUUCAAGACGCUUCGCAUUGCGCCCAGACUGCCGCCGAUCCUAACUUCAAAUCUGUAUGGAUCGACGUUGCAGAGACUGCUGCAAUCGUGCCCUUCGACAGACGGGAACAUUACUGCGUCGGAGAUGUAACUCAGUUCCAGCUCGAGGGAACACCGCCAUGGACCAUCGGAUACCGCGUCAAUGGCAAGUCGCAUACGCAGGAAGUCAAAACUUCUCCAUUUGCUAUUGUACAAGAACAGCCUGGCGAAUUCGCGAUUACCUCGAUAGCGCAUCAGCACAAGAUGUGUAAAACCGCUGUCACGGACUUACGAUAUACCGUACAUCCUCUGCCGGCCGCCCAAGUUGGUCACGGUAAACGUAUCAUUCAGGAUAUUCACGAAGGUGACCAAGCCGAGAUUGUGUUCACCCUUAUUGGAGAUCCGCCGUUCACGUUCACAUACCAACGUACGGAGCUCGUUACGAAGAAAGGCGCACAGGGCAAGGUUCUGGAGACGCAUACUGUAUCGGGAGUCACCACAAGGGAGUACUCCAUCUUCUCCGCUCUUGAAGGUACGACCUAUGAUUACGAAUUCUCGUGGAAUGGAUGCUCACUGACUUCCUUUGUAGGCACCUGGACUGUUACUUUCAUUUCAGAUCGUUACUGCAGGUACCCUCCAGUACAGGACGGUAGUAUGGAAAAAUCGAGAUAGUCAUCUCAACAUCUAGACAACAGUUUGCACACACCCAGCAUAGUUUUCAUCGCAUAAUUUUUGCUCUUGCUUUCGAUAUCUUGCAUGAUGAACUCCUCAUCUUUGUAUUUAUAUCUUAUUUCCCUCACAUCAAACCUGACGAACAUCGCACAUCCCAUGUUACAUUUGUGAUGCAUCUUAGAAUGUCUGAUAUAUUCUCCAUGAAGUCCCUCAAAUGUCUAUGAAAGGUCCGACAGUCUUCAACCCUAAUUAUAACGAACCCGCUGGACCUAGACCUGAGCGGAAGAGAUAUAGAACCACUUGGAAA
Molecule: messenger RNA, 4489 nt
Organism: Somion occarium
Lineage: Eukaryota; Fungi; Basidiomycota; Agaricomycetes; Polyporales; Cerrenaceae
Source: the annotation of a GenBank genome assembly